Molecule: messenger RNA, 1119 nt
Organism: Talaromyces marneffei
Lineage: Eukaryota; Fungi; Ascomycota; Eurotiomycetes; Eurotiales; Trichocomaceae
Exons: 4
Coding region: 1-1119 (372 amino acids)
Biological process (GO): negative regulation of transcription by RNA polymerase II
Cellular component (GO): transcription repressor complex; nucleus
Molecular function (GO): protein binding
Source: RefSeq, a predicted model, not a curated record
AUGCCGCAGUCAUCACAUCGAGAAGAUUUUUUCCAGACGGAUGCGUCUAUAGAAGAUAGUGAUCGCAAGGUCGCCAAGUCCAAGAAUGAAAAUGGCAGUCCUAUAAGAUUACAAAGCAAGAUAUUAGCCAUUAUAGCUGAUCCUUUCAGUACAAAGUCUGUUUUUGUUGCUGAAAGUGCUGGUUUAGUAAGGAAAGUUGGCCUAGAAACGGGUGAAACAUUGGGUCUUUACAGAGGCCCAACUGCCCCUGUGACAAGUGUUACAUUUAGCCCAGAUGGCAAGUUGAUAUUUGCCGGUUGUUGGGAUAAAACCGUCUGGAGCUGGGAUGUGCGGUCCAGACAGCCACAACGACGAUAUGAAGGCCAUUCGGAUUUUGUAAAGUCUGUGACAUGUGCCCGCAUUGGUGGUAAAGAUAUUCUGAUCUCUGGUGGAGCCGACUCCAAAAUCAUAACAUACGACAUCGCCAGUGGUGAGAAAUCACAAGUUUUGAAAGAUCACUUGAGAGGCGUCCAAGACUUGUGCAUUGAUCCGACCACUUUGGACGAAAGUCAACAAACCAUCAAGUUGUUCUCAGCUGGAAGUGAGCGAGAAAUUCGAGAAUAUACAAUCGGAGUAUCAACGGCCAAUGUCGAGGAUCCACUCAUUGUUCACGAAACAAGUGUAUACAAACUAUAUUUCGACGAAGAUGGCGACUUGUGGACCGCUUCUGCUGACAAGUCGGCAAAAUGUCUUACGCGAGACAGCGGCUGGAAACCAAACUUGACUCUCGAACAUCCAGAUUUUGUCAGGGAUGUGGUAGUCUUUGAACAAGGAGGUUGGGUCAUCACGGCAUGUCGCGAUGAAGAGGUUCGAGUAUGGAACAAAGCGACGGGCGAUCUUUACCAUACUUUCACGGGGCAUUUUGAAGAGGUGACCGGUUUACUUUUGAUCGGAAGCCUGGUUGUUAGUGUAAGCAUAGAUGCGACUAUCAGACAGUGGAGUCUCAAACCGGUAGACCUGAAAAAGGCUAUAGAAGAAGCUAAAAAGAAACCCGUCGAAGAAGAACAACCAAAGCAGGAAUCCAUGCUGACUGAAGAAGAGGAGCGGGAGCUGGCCGAGUUGAUGGGAGAUGAUGAUUGA